This is a messenger RNA of Cynoglossus semilaevis (tongue sole), 1671 nucleotides long. Its product is annotated as protein disulfide-isomerase. Gene Ontology annotation, biological process: response to endoplasmic reticulum stress; protein folding. The coding region runs from base 1 to 1563 and encodes 520 amino acids. The transcript has 11 exons. Lineage: Eukaryota; Metazoa; Chordata; Actinopteri; Pleuronectiformes; Cynoglossidae. Gene Ontology annotation, cellular component: endoplasmic reticulum. The record is from RefSeq and is a predicted model, not a curated record.
AUGAAGGCGCUGCAGCCGGGCUCCUCCCUCUUUGUGUUGUUUGCGGCUGCUGCGGCUGCUCCUGCUGCUCCUGCUGCUGCUGCUGCUGACACCCAGUCUCUGCCUGAGGAGGAUGGAGUUUUGCAGCUGACCACAGAGGAUUUUAACACGGCUCUGAGAAAAUACCAGCAGCUCCUGGUGCAUUUCUAUACACCUCUGUAUCAAGAAGGCCUACGUGUGAAGGCAGCUUUCGAAGGUGCUGCUUCAGAACUUCAGGGGUCAGAGGUCAAAUUUGCUGUGGUCGAUGUGACAAAGGAAAAGGACUUGGCCAAAGAGUUGAAUGCCACCAGUUCAGCCGGUAUCAGGCUGUACUUGGACGGAGAUAAAUACAACCCUGUACCUUGCCCAGUUCCCCAGAAUUCAGCGUCCAUCGUCACCUGGUUAAAACGAAGGGCGGGGUCUGCUGCUGACCUCAUCACUGAUCUUGGCCAAUUAGAGACCUCAGAGGAAGUGACAGUGGUUGGAUUCUUCAAGGAACUGGACCAUGACUACGUUCAGGUGUUCUACUCCGCAGCCAUCGACCUUCCUGACAUGAAGUUUGCUGUGACACAGAACAGUGAAGUCAUCAGAAAGUAUGGACAGACACAUGAUGUGGUGCUGCUGCUGAAAAAGUCUAAAACCAUUCAGGUUCAUAAAAUAACGCCUCUGACGUCCAAAGAGGAUUUGAUUGUCUUUAUCACUGUUUUCUCCAUGGAACCUGUCACCGAAUACACUGGAAAGACAGCUUCUCAGAUUCUUUCCUCCCCAGUUUUGAAUCACCUCCUACUGUUCAUCAGAAAAAGCUCCGCAGACUUUCAGGAGAUUUACUCUGCUUUUACCAACGCAGCUCUGGCCUUCAGGUUAAAGAUUUUGUUCGUGUUGGUCAAUGUGGACGAGUCUCGUAAUGGCCGCCUGAUGGAGUACUUCAGGGUAAAAGAUUUUGAAGCCCCCCUCGUCCGAAUGAUCAACAUGACAGAUCAAGUGACCUUUCAGCUGCCCUCAGAUUAUCCGGAUGAGGAGACUGUAAAGCAGUUCUGUCAAUCCUACCUGGACGGCAAGGCUAAGCCUAAGAUGCGGAGUGAACCGAUACCUGAGCGAUGGGAUGAAAAGCCUGUGAAGGAGCUGGUGGGACUGACCCUGGAGAAAGUGGGCUUCAACCCUAACAAGACUGUUUUUGUCCUGUUCUAUGUGCCCUACAGCCAGAGGUCCCAGGCUCUGUUUCCACUGUGGGAGGACCUGGCCAAGGCCUUGAAGCAUCGAGAAGAUGUGAUAAUCGCUCGUUUCGAUGCCUCAGCCAAUGACAUCAACAUGUCAAUGCAGGGCCCCUACCCGACACUGUAUCUGUUUCCUGCUCUGUGCAGUGAACGAAUGGUGUUUUACACCGGGGAGAGGAAGCUGAAGGACCUGCUUGUAUUUUUGGAUGAAGAGAUGGAGAAAGCCAAAAAAUACAGAGUUGUGGAGGACGAAGAAAGAAAGAAGUACAUGGAUGCACUGAACGCUGAGAAAGCAAAAAGAGCCAAUAAACAAAGCAAAGAUGAGUUUUAGCACUAGGACAAAGACAGUACUGGGUGUGUGUGUGAGAGAUAGAGAGUUUGUUUCAGUGCAUUGUACUAUUCUUUGUUAAUCACACUGAAUAAAAUGAAGUACAAUCAC